UUUUAGAAUUUCGCUUAAAUGAUGAAAACGUAAUGAAUAAACGCAAGUUUAAUUCUUCGCCAGAGUGGUCAAUAUAAAAGAAAAAAAAUAAUUAAGAACAUUAUGCCACCAACGUAUAUUUCUUCACGUAUAUUACUUCCGAGGAAUGAUCCUCCUCCACCAGAACAGAGGGUCCAAAAGCCUUCAAACGGCUACAUUAUCUUUUUCAAGUUUUAUAAAAAAAUUUUGGAUAAAGAGUAUCCAAAAUUAACGUCGCAAGAAAAAGCAAUAAAAGCGGGGGAGAAAUGGAGACAUUUACCCGUUGACCUCAAGAAUUCAUUUAUUGAAUUCGCAAACAACGAACGUUUACUCAAGAAAGGUCCCCCAAGAACAAAAAUUGUACAACGUUCGGUAGAAAAUCCUCAGCCUAAAUCAGGUUUGAGAGUAAUUUUCGAUGAUCGUUGUCAUAAAGACGUACGUUUGAAUGACGAAAGUUCAAAUGAAAUCCCUUCGGAUGAAUGUGAUCAUUAUGAUAAAAUCUUUGAUCAAUAUAUUGACAAAGAUGCUUACAUUUAAGCAAUAUUCGUUUAUUUUUUAUUUUUUAAUAAUAUUUAAUUUUGUAGAUUAAUUAUGCUAAUUAAGAUUAUAAAAUUUUAAGAUUUUUUCACAUUUAUGUUAUUAAUU
Molecule: messenger RNA, 663 nt
Organism: Rhizophagus irregularis DAOM 181602=DAOM 197198
Lineage: Eukaryota; Fungi; Glomeromycota; Glomeromycetes; Glomerales; Glomeraceae
Source: RefSeq, a predicted model, not a curated record